Drosophila subpulchrella is the source of this 879-nucleotide messenger RNA. It is a transcript of the gene Cpr65Eb, whose product is annotated as pupal cuticle protein Edg-78E. Gene Ontology annotation, molecular function: structural constituent of chitin-based larval cuticle. The record is from RefSeq and is a predicted model, not a curated record. The transcript has 2 exons. Bases 53 to 613 code for a protein of 186 amino acids. Gene Ontology annotation, cellular component: chitin-based extracellular matrix. Lineage: Eukaryota; Metazoa; Arthropoda; Insecta; Diptera; Drosophilidae.
GUCAAACCAGCAAAUAAACCAUAAGCCAUAUCUCAACCUAAGCCAGGCGAAAAUGUCGAAGAUCAAUGUCGUCGUACUUGUGGCCGUGUCCGUUCUGCUGGGAGUCCAGGCUCGUCCCUCCGAUACCCCGGAUGCCCAUGCCGAGAUCCGGAGCUUUGUGAAUGAGCUGAAGCAGGACGAUGGCAGCUACAACUACCAGUUCGAGACGUCCAACGGAAUUGCCCAGCAGGAGCAGGGAGUGGGUGGCUACUACGCCAGCGGCUCAUCCCAGUACUACACCCCCGAGGGCCAGCUCAUCCAGCUGACCUACACGGCCGAUGAGAACGGAUUCCAGCCGCAGGGCGAGCACCUGCCCACGCCCCACCCCAUUCCAGAGGCCAUCCUGAAGUCGCUGGAGUACAACCGCCAGCACCCGGAGGAGGAUAACGAGGGUUAUGAGGGGCACCAUGACCACCAUGAGCACCAUGAGCACCAUGACCACCAUGACCACCAUGGACAUGGUCAGGGGCAGGGCGGCAAUCAGUAUCUCCAGCCAGCCGGAGCUCUGCUGGCGCCCGCCGCCUCGCCAGUGGUGUCCGUGGGUCAGGUCCUGCCCUACGACAGGAAGGUAUAGAAGGUCUGCAGCAGCCAUAGUAUCCAUAGCAUCCGUAUCAGCAUCCAUCUUGUCCAGCUGCCUCAUGUUUUUGGGUGACUGUUUGCAUAGUCAAACCAUCCAACAUCCAGCAUCCAGCACACAGGGCCCAUCAACCAGCGGAAAGAACAUCGAAGUGACUACAUCUGGAGGCGGUGGCACACCCACUCACACACUGUAUAUAUAGACCCUCAUACAUUUACAUCAACAUGCUCCCGGGCUGCUCGGAGGUCCUUCGCCCUCUGAAC